Molecule: messenger RNA, 895 nt
Organism: Jaminaea rosea
Lineage: Eukaryota; Fungi; Basidiomycota; Exobasidiomycetes; Microstromatales
Exons: 3
Coding region: 44-691 (215 amino acids)
Source: RefSeq, a predicted model, not a curated record
UCAUGUCGCCGUGACCAUUGAUCCUGACCUCAUCACCUCCUGGAUGCCUCGUCGCCUCGUUCACCUCCUUUGCAAACGCCAACUCUUUCCAGCCAUGGUUCUUGUACUCCUUACCCUUGUGAUCGGCGUCAGUCUUGCACUGUCGGCUCACGCCAACCAUUCCAACUGCACUUGGCGCCGCGGGCCCAAGUCCCCGGCAGAAUACGGCUAUAAACCCGUGAGUUUGUCAGGACCUGGGACUGCGAACAGCUCUGCGCUGAGAUCCCUUGGACCCCAGUUUUGCGCCGCAGAGCACAACCUCGUCGACCCGGUCCAGUCGACUAUGGAGUGGACCUGCCUUGGCCCGAAUGAUCGCGACGUAAGCGUGGCCAAUUGGAACAUGAUUGGGCAUCUUGCCCUCGAGUUUGCCACGCCUUGCGGAGACGAUGGAUGGUUUCUCAACUCGUACGGCAUCUGCUUAGGCAGCUCAUUUGCACUGUGUCUCCAGCCGGCCCAGGACUGCUACUAUGUCGAUGACGAAGAUGACUAUAUCCACCUUGUACAACGUCAAUCAGUUGCCCAAAACGCUGGACAUUUGGUAUUGGUCGGAUCAGGUGUAAUCGAUCGACAAGUGAGCCAUGGUGUAAACGCGCCAUUGCUCGUGCUCGUUCAAGCAAUCGAGAAUUGCUCUCGCCAUCUACGAGCUGGUUGAUGGCCGGUGACCCGUGAAGGACUUCGUACGUGACCCACGCACAUGCCCUCGUUUGCGCAGCUGUACCUUUGCGUCGAAGCACUCAGCACUGCUCCGCUCGAAAAGUCUCGACUGCAAUCAUCUAAGCUCCUGACAAUGUGCAUCAUCAUCGCUCUUCGCGCUUCAACCUUUCAUCAUGCUCUUCGCACUGAUACUCGGGAUCCU